This is a messenger RNA of Impatiens glandulifera, 2818 nucleotides long. Its product is annotated as protein CHROMATIN REMODELING 19. Gene Ontology annotation, cellular component: nucleus. NCBI's taxonomy places the organism in Eukaryota, Viridiplantae, Streptophyta, Magnoliopsida, Ericales, Balsaminaceae. The record is from RefSeq and is a predicted model, not a curated record. The transcript is spliced from 12 exons. Bases 208 to 2454 code for a protein of 748 amino acids. Gene Ontology annotation, molecular function: DNA binding; ATP-dependent chromatin remodeler activity; ATP binding.
CCUUUGGGCUUUCCCUUUCACAUUUCUCUUUUGUGUAUUUCCUUCUUUUACCGCCAAUUUCUUCGAUCCUCGUUCCCCGCCCUUCCUCUACAUAGAAAUGGCGGUCGCAAUACUUUCUCUCUCAGAUAUCAACUCAUCUCUCUCAGUCAGUCCAUUUGAAGACUUCUCCAGUCUUAUUUUCUAGGGUUUCCCCCCUCAAACUUCAAUAUGAAGCGCAACUUCCUCGAAAUCUCCGACGACGAGUGGGAAAAUCACACUUUCAAGCCGUCUCGGGUAUUGGGUACAUCUAAUCCCCCGCCUCCAAUUGAAAACUUUGCCUAUACUUCAGCUAAAACGUCCAAUUCGAAUCAGAGCAGUGGCGAUUCGGUGGAGAUUACGGGGAGUUAUCAGGUGAAUCGAGAGGAAAACUUGGAGGAUGACGAUUUCGAUGAAGGCGUAAGAAAUGUUAGUAAGCAAGCAAGUCGAGGUCGGAGGUUUAUCGUGGAUGAUGACGACAGUGACGAUGAUUUUGUGGCAGAGGGUGGUAAUGGAUUGGCGGAUGUGGUUCAAGUGAAUUCAUCCGAGGAAGGAUAUGACGAAGAUAAAGACUCGAUUUUUGACGAGGAUGAAGUGGAAGAAGAUGAUGUUAUCGGAAAGGCUUUGCAAAAGUGUGCUAAGAUAUCGGCUGAGCUGCGCAAAGAGUUGUAUGGGUCGUCAGUGACGACAUGCGAUCGUUAUGCUGAAGUUGAUGCUUCUUCAGUGAGGAUUGUCAAUCAGGACGAUGUAUUAGCGGCAUGUGGUGAAGAGGAUUCAGAUUUCCAGCCACUUCUCAAACCCUACCAGCUUGUUGGUGUCAAUUUUCUGCUUCUUCAUUACAGAAAGAAAAUUGGUGGAGCAAUAUUGGCAGAUGAGAUGGGUCUUGGUAAAACAAUUCAGGCUAUUACAUACUUGACAUUAUUAAAUCACUUGGAAGAUGAUCCUGGUCCACAUUUGGUAGUAUGCCCGGCUUCUCUUUUGGAGAACUGGGAGAGGGAGUUCAAGAAGUGGUGUCCUUCUUUCAGCGUGCUCCAGUACCAUGGAACUGCAAGAUUAACAUAUUCAAAAGAAUUGUCCUCGUUGGCCAAGUCUGGACUUCCGUCUCCAUUUAAUGUCAUCCUUGUGUGCUAUUCACUCUUUGAAAGGCACAGUGUGCAGCAGAAAGAUGAUAGGAAGAUUCUGAAACGUUGGAAGUGGAGUUGUGUGUUGAUGGAUGAGGCCCAUGCAUUAAAAGAUAAGAACAGUUAUAGAUGGAAAAACCUAAUGUCUGUAGCCCGAAAUGCCAAGCAGCGUCUGAUGCUUACUGGGACACCUCUACAAAAUGAUUUACAUGAAUUAUGGUCAUUGCUGGAGUUCAUGAUGCCUGAUAUAUUUGAAACUGGGGAUGUAGACCUGAAAAAGCUCUUGACUUCUGAGGAUAGGGAUUUGAUUUCACGCAUGAAGUCCAUUCUUGGACCAUUUAUUUUGAGACGUUUAAAAUCUGAUGUCAUGGGUCAGUUAUCCCCAAAGACACAACAGGUGGAGUAUGUGGAAAUGACUAAACAACAGCAAGAUGCUUAUAAUGAAGCUAUUGAGGAGUACCGGACAGCGUCACAAGCUCGAUUGAAGUUAUCGGGUGAUAAAAGCGCCUUGGGAAUUCUCCCUAAGCGUCAGAUUUCAAAUUAUUUUCUUCAGUUCCGUAAAAUUGCAAAUCAUCCUUUGCUGGUGAGACGUAUUUAUACUGAUGCAGAUGUUAUUCGAAUUGCCAAAAGAUUGCAUUCAAGAGGGGUUUUUGGAUUUGAAUGUACUUCGGAUAGAGUAGUAGAAGAACUCAAGGGUUAUAAUGAUUUCGCAAUUCAUCGGCUUUUACUCCAUAAUGGUAUAAGUGAUAUUAAGGGUGUUCUCUCAGAUGAACAUGUGUUGACUUCUGCAAAAUGCGAGACACUAGCAAAGCUUCUACCACAGCUGCAUAAAAAGGGACAUCGGGUUCUUAUUUUCAGCCAAUGGACAUCUAUGCUUGACAUCCUGGAAUGGGCGUUGGAUGUCAUUGGAUUCAAUUACAGGCGCCUUGAUGGAAGUACCCAGGUGACAGAAAGACAGAAUAUCGUAGAUACAUUCAACAAAAAUACCUCAAUAUUCGCAUGCUUGCUAUCAACAAGAGCGGGUGGGCAGGGCUUGAACUUAGUAGGAGCCGAUACAGUUAUCAUUCAUGACAUGGAUUUUAAUCCCCAGAUUGACAGACAAGCAGAAGAUAGGUGUCAUCGUAUCGGUCAAACAAAACCAGUAACCAUAUACAGGCUAGUGACUAAGGAAAGCGUGGAUGAGAAUAUAUACGAGAUUGCAAAGAGAAAGUUAGUUCUGGAUGCAGCAGUUCUAGAGACGGGUAUUGAAGUUGAAAAUGAAGGCGAACCAGCUGAUAAAACUAUGGGAGAGAUAUUAUCAUCACUUUUAUUAGGAUGAUUAUAUUAUUUUUGUGGCACUUAUAACACUAAUAACUAGUUUGGGAUGCAGGCUAGGGUUAGGGAAAAGCUAAACCUAGCCACAAAGUGGAUUAAGAAAUGGAGGAUGGGAUUAGUUUCUUGGAUGCUCCAUUUCUUAUGUAUCAUUGAUGUUGCUUUGGCUGUUUUAUUUCUUUUUGUAUUCCUUUUGCCACACUUUAAAAAGGUUUAUUUUUUUAACAUUAGGCUCAUCCUGUCAAUUUGUAAACCAUAUAGUUUCAUAACAAAACAUUUUAAGUAGAUUUUAUCUUAAUGCCCCGUUUGAAACAACAUUGCCGUUCUAGAACCAUAUAUUGAUUUUUUAUUUAUUUAUUAUUUUAUCUCCA